Acomys russatus (golden spiny mouse) is the source of this 1092-nucleotide messenger RNA. RefSeq names its product glycoprotein Ib platelet subunit beta (gene Gp1bb). The transcript has a single exon. Bases 373 to 1017 code for a protein of 214 amino acids. NCBI's taxonomy places the organism in Eukaryota, Metazoa, Chordata, Mammalia, Rodentia, Muridae. The record is from RefSeq and is a predicted model, not a curated record.
GGGGGCGGAAGCCCGGGCCGCCUGCGGGCCCUAGCGAUAGCACGUUUAUCUGCCGCCCGCAACAGCCUUGCGCGCCGGCCUGGAGUUAUUUCUGGCCAGGCAGCAGUCCUGUGGUCUGUUGCUGCAGGCUUUUGGGGCCACGCCACUCCAGAACGAAGUGGGCCGCCAUCCUUUCGCCAUGGGCUCCCGUGAGUUCUGGGGUCGGGUCUGCAUCUUUCUGGACAGAGCCACAUCAGGAGGUGUUUUGAGUAGCAAUAGGCAAAGGCGUGGAUCAGACUUGGAAGGAAAGCCCCAGGCAGAGUGCAGGGUGGCCGGGGUGGAGGGACCUGCUGGCCCUAGGAGCUAGUGGGAGCAGUGCCGGCGCUCCCACUGAUGCUUCGGGCUCAUCCUAGCGCUUCUCUUCCAGGGCCGCGCGGGGCGCUGAGCCUGCUGCUUCUGCUGCUAGCGCCGCCCAGCCAUCCAGCCUCUGGCUGCCCCGCGCCCUGCAGCUGCGCAGGGACGGUCGUGGACUGUGGGCGCCGCGGGCUGACCUGGGCCUCGCUGCCGGCCGCCUUCCCUCCCGACACCACCAAACUGGUGCUGACCGGCAACAACCUCACCGCGCUGCCGCCCGGGCUUCUGGAUGCGCUGCCUGCGCUGCGCGAGGCGCUCCUGGGAGCCAAUCCCUGGCACUGUGACUGCCGCUUACUGCCGCUGCGCGCCUGGCUGGCCGGCCGCCCCGAGCGCGAGCCCUACCGCGACCUACGCUGUGUCGCGCCCGCCGCGCUGCGCGGUCGCUUGCUGCCCUACGUAGCCGAGGACGAGCUGCGGGCCGCCUGCGCGCCUGGCCUGCUCUGUUCGGGAGCUCUGGUGGCGCAGCUCGCACUGCUGGCCCUCGGGCUGCUACAUGCGCUACUGCUGGCGCUCUUACUGAGUCGCCUGCGGAGGCUGCGUGCGCGCGCGCGCGCACGCGUUUUCCGUGAGUUAUCGCUCACAGGCCCGCUGGUGGCGGAGUCGGCCGGAGGUGAUACAUCCUAAGAAAGGACAGUCGCUGGGCAACAACGACCUGCAAAUUUUACAGGUCCCUGCUGGUGGACCCUCACCUUAACCAGG